AGCAUACAUGGGCGUUCCUUCGCACCGCUGCCAGAUGCGUGGGUGGUGGCAGUGAAGAAGAGAAGGAGAACCUGAAGAGAGCGCGAGCGAGCGAGCGAGCGAGCAAUCACAUGGUAGCGCCGACGACGGGGCUCCCUCCUGGUCUGGCUUGUCAGUGCUUCAUGAAGUGUUGCGCCGUACCCGUGCACGAUCCCUGACCGAGCAUGACCCUGACGGAGUCGAAACCUUCGGAUCCCUAAGUGGUAACUGGGAAGUCCCGAAAAAGCUCACGUGCUCCCUUUCCAAUGAGUUUCUUAUCGCGAUAUCGGCACGGCAGAGGUGAUAACGGCGCUUGAAACGUGAAGAAGAAGAAUCAGAAGAAGAAUCAGAAGAAGCUGCUAUAUUGUUGUUCCCAUUUUUGCAAUUACUUCGCGAUCGAGUGGAGCGGCGGUGAUGAUCGACUGUCGUCGGUGAUCCCGUGACUCGCAAUUGACUAUGUUAAUUAAGUGUCAACAAACGUACGGAUGCGUCAAAUGACCGUAGCAGACAGCGUCUGCAGUGCUCUUACGUUAAUUGGUAACGCUCUUAUGCAGCAAGAAACACUCGAAGCUAUCCUGACGCAACGACCGAUCAUCUCGGCGCGUAAAUUUGUGUGUUUAGUCUUAUUCCGAAAGACUGGCCUCUGCGAUCUUCGCAAAGGGAUAUACUUUUGAAUAUACAGGAGAAUAUUAAAAAGCUGAAUAAGUACAAAGAUGCUUGAAGCAAUUAGAGACUACAAAACACAGAUCAGCUGUGCGAAGAAGGUAUUAUGGAUUGUAUGCGAUUCGGGAGAAACGGAAGACAGGCGGGAGGAAACAAGUGGAAACUGUCAACUUCUCACGUCGUUUGUUCGGUAAUCUUAAAAUGACGUGGCUCGCAGUUCGUCAUAAAUACGGUCUCUUUCAAAUAUCAUCUCUCGAGGAUCAUCCCGGGCCAAUUGCAGAACGGGCAGAGAUUGAAUAAUGAAAGGCUGCGUUAACGGUGAAGCACCGAAGGUAUCCUUGGCACUCAACUGAGUUCUCUUACGGAGAAAGUCACCAUGGCAGUCGAUAAUCCGUCGUACUUCUCGCUGUCGGACGGGGCAUCAUCGUCGAGAGCGACAGCGACGACGACGUGUCCGACGACGGCGUCCCCGACGUCGCCCCGGGGCUUCUCCGCUUUAUUUCGUCGGAAAGCCUGCAAGAUGGGCGCGGCGGCCUCGUCCCAGGGUGGCGUCCUGAUCUCGGGGUCCACGUCCAGCGUUCACCACGAGGGUCGCGGCAACGCGUCAGGCACGUCGACGCCGUCGACACCGACGGAGGAGCGCGUCCCGAUGCUGUCGCGCGACGGCGCCAAUCAGCCCGGAUGCGGCAAGAGGAGGAGCUUCCGCAAUCUCUUCCGGUCUGUGAGCGCGAACGCGGAACACGAGAGGACUCAGAAGUUCCUCAAAGGCGACCCGAGACCGUCCGACGUUGCGCCGCCGUCUCCAUAUCUACCCCACAGGUCGCAUUCGCACUCCGAGAAAGAUCGACGUCAUCCUGGUCGGACCAGGAGAGUCCUGAAAUCCGCCAGCGAACUUCUAUCCAAUGAUAUGGUCUAUUGCGGUUUAGCGGGUAAUUCCAAGGAUCAUAAUGGCAACAAUGACAACAGCAACGACGAUGACGAUACCGCAGAAGUCUUCUUCGGCGUGGACGAUGCCAGAUAUUACAACGUUUCCUCCACUCUCCCCACAACCGCUAGCCGAAGGAGGCACUCGAUCGGCACUUUCCUCGGAAAAGAAACAGGCGCGUCAGGCAAUAUCGUGGCUCCCGGACGACAAACGGGAGGAUCCAGGAAUCUGUUGGAAACAGACACGGUGGCAGCCCCGGUACACGACGAUAUCGAUGGCUCGCGUCGCAACGACAGCAGACAGCCGUCUUGCAACAGGACCAAACGAAGAAGACACAAGAGUUCAUCCAAUAAAGGGUCGCAUUCGGCUACGGUCUUAUCAAGGGACGGACACGCAGUGGACGAUGUCGUCUUGAUCUCUAGCAAGGAAAGCGAGGCUUCUAAUCUAUGGGUUGACUAUCUCACCGGAUGUUUCGAGCAAAUCAGCCGUCAGCAAGGACGACCACCGUUCAGAGUACGUCACAUCGCGAUCGAAGAGCCGAUAGCGCCGAAAACGGAAGAGGAGAUCCGAUCUUCUCGUCUCCAGAUCGUCAUCGUGUGCCCUAUAUUACUGGAACGCGUCCGGACCAGUCCGGAGCAUACCGUCCAUCUGACCAGCCACCUGGUCGCCGAGAAGGUACUGGCGAUGAUGCUGGGCGUCCAUGACAGUCACAUCAACGACAGUCAUAGGUCCAGCCUGGUCUCCUACGACCAGUGGAGGAAAUUCUUCGUCAAGGACCAGAACGAGACGUUUGUGAGUGAGUUGCUGGGCGCGGCGGUCGCCAUUCUAGGCACUACGCCACCGCCAGCUCUCAGAAGCGAUAAAACUGCAUUCUCCGUGCACCCGAAGAAGGUCAAGUUGGGGCAGAAUAGGAUAAUCGUUUUGCUAAACGAUCCGCUGAGUCCUAGGGACAACGUCUCUGUGAUUGUCGAUCGUUGCGGGGAUGCGAUCGACAUAAGCAACGUGAAAAGAAGAAACCCUUACGCGCUGCAGUUUUCAAUACCAGAAAGAUGUCUCGAAGUCUCCAUGCUGGUCGGCGUGAGAAUAACCAAGAAUGGAUGUUCGCUCGGAGUUAGACAAGUCAAAUGCGAAAGCAGACUCAGGGAAUUAGAUCAAAUUCUCAGAGCGCACGAUAAUCCUUUGGAAUUUAUGUGCCAGACUUUCGGCUUUAGUUCUACUGACCGAGAUCAGUUGGACAAUUGGAUGGUGCAUGCAAUUCAGAAGAAUAUCCCUCCUCAUUUCAAUCUUUUGUCCACCCCGAGCGGUAUGGUGUCUUCUCACAAAAAUUAUCUGAGUUCAGAGGAGAAUCCGACAUUGCUGCAUUUCGCCGCGCGAUUCGGCCUGGAGAAACUGGCGUGGCAAUUAUUGGAAUGCCCUGGUGGCGAUCAGGCGUGCGACUUGAAAAACGUUUCCGAGCUGACACCGGCCGAUCUCGCCGACCAAGCCGGACACGCGAGACUAGCCCAUCAAUUGCGGGGCUACAUGCAAAUGAACGAGUUCACCAACAUGUAUAGCUACCUCAAAGUUAUGAGUCAAUCGAGUAACCGAUCAACAGGAACGAAUUCGAUCACGGACAUCUCGUCGACGAUCGCGAACGAAGCCAGCAACGAAAAGGAAGAUUAUUGCCGACCAAGACCCUUGAGCGAGGCUUACUUGGUGCCACCGAUCGCAAGACCGGUAACGAUUCUGAUCCCAAGUGUGCAAACAGCGAACGCCUCUGGUACGACCACAAACACCUUAGCCGCAAAUUACUCGAUCGUGCCAACGCCUACGCCAGUAAUUAAUAACCAGCUGCCACCCACACCCACGACCUCGGUCACGUCAAACGGACUGGAUACGUCCUUCCAGGGUUACAUGAAAAUGCAUGCCGCCGAUUCUUUUACUACGAAUUCUCUUCACCAUAACGUGAUCGGUUCAAAAGCACCCGCAAUGGCUACAACGAAUCUACCACCGUCCCGAACGAACACACCUACUCGUCAGGAAUAUCAUCAAAGUUCCUCGGUAACGCGAGAGGAUAAUUGCGGGCAGAAAAUGUGUCAGAAUCAUCCCUAUGGCAGAACGUCGUCCAAUAGCAGUACUAAGUCCAGAGAACCGUCAGGCCCCCAGGACGAGCUCCUGGAGAUAAUAAACGAUUUCAAAAACAACGUCUUCACGAUAUCCGAGGUAGAGAGGCUCGUUGAAAAUUGGCAGAAGCGAAACGACGUUCAGCAAAGUUUCAAGGAUAAGCAGCGGCAACUUACGGCAAUGCGGGAGGAAUACGACAGAAUACAAAAAAGGAUGAAAGAAGAGAUGAAGACCCCGACGCCCUUCGACAAGAUACGAAAAUUCUUCUCCAAAGGGAAGAAAGAUACGAAAGAAUCUGUUGCCGCUGCCACCGAUUCCUCUACGAGCAAGUCGGAAAGUAUUAAUAGCGGAUUAGCUGAGCGCCGGCCUAUCAGCAGUUUAAGUCUUCGUAGUGUUUCUAGUUCAUCGUCGUCUGGUAGAAUGAGCACCGUCAGCGGUUGCAGCGGUGCGAGCUUGGGCGACAGUGGAACCCAUUCCGAUUCCGAAGACAGAAGACUCCAAAAUGUCAGGGAUGAAAAACCUGGCAUGACGUCCUACGAAAUACCACCUGCGCCUAAACCGUUCACAGGCAGGUAUUCACCGGCGUCCGGGUAUUCCCCAUCACCGGGUCUCUCUAUCACGCGUGAUCUCGAUCUCCGACAAGCACAGUUACCGUCCAGGGCCGACGAUAACGAGUAUUACAUUGCGUUCCCACCGUCGGGUUUACCCGUCCAUGCAUUUAAAGCGGACGGUUCUCCGAGGGAAUCAGACACGCCGAGCUCGUCGUGCGAACAUCCGAAGUAUCACGACUUCGUCCAGAACACCGUCGUCGUCGUCUCACCGGACAAACGCCAGGAGGAAACCGAAGGGACGAAACAUACUGGCGACAACAACUACACGAAUGUCGAACCGGUGACAUCGAAUUCCGCUCCAAUCGCGCCGCCAGGAAUGUGCAUCCCAGACUGCAACGAAUCGACGUCCACCGAUUUCGUUCGCGCGGAUCGGGAAGUCGCGGAAGAACACCUUGCCGGUACCAUCGAGGCGUGUGCCGACGCCGCGGCGGCGAAACCGCCGCUCGCUCAACCUGCCGUUGACGAGGUCGACUCUGCGCUCGUUGUUCAAGGCGAAGAGACCGCCGGGACAAUACGCGAUGAGAAAUACACGCCGGCGGACUCGGCGGACAUUUCGAAGAACACAAAUGAGGCCACCGAGACUAGAAUGCCGGAAUACAUGAACCUUGCUGUUAAUACGGUUCACGACGCUGCCAAGGCUUUCGGUGCUGUACCAAAGAAGUUACCUGCACCACCCGUGCCACCGCGAGGUAGUUGCGUUCGAUCUACGAUUUACAAAUUUGCAUAAGCAUUAAAUCUCGAUACGUGAAGUACAAUGCAAGAUAAAUCACUGACCCACCGCAACAAGUUUCGAGAUGCAGUUCUUAAGGAAUUAUUUCCUCUCCGCUCAAAGAUCAAGAAAACAAGAUUACGGGAAUUUCUGAUGAAUCGUGAUUGAAAAAGAUGUCAGUGAUUCAUGUGGAUGUAACUGCGACAGGAGAGUCCUUAUUUAGCGAUUUUAUCUUCAAAGCGUUUGAAAAGCUGAGCUAUUUAUGUCACACAUCGACGUAUAGACUAAUCAAAUCACUUGUUAGAAUAUGAAUUCUAUCGAUUUCCUCAGUGCUAUAAUAUGUAACGCACAAUUUUUUGUGAUUCUUGUGAGAAACAACGAAUUAAAAAACUAUACAUUUCAAUUAUAAUGUAAUGUAAUAAUAAUCAACAUGAAAGAAUAUCAUAAUUAAAAUAGAGAAUAGAUAUAAAGCAUAAUAGAAAUACGGUUACAUACUCAAAUGGAUAAUCAUAGAUUGCUUUGUCAAAUCUAUUUUCAACGAAUUUUUAUCUGUCACGACUAAAAAAGCGAAAGCCAGAAAGCAAAGCGUAUAUAAAAUAUACGCUUUUCAGUGACAAAUUCUUACGCAAAUUAUACACCGUGCCUUUUAUGCAUGAAAAAUCACGACUUAAAUAUCGCAAUAUUAAUAAUAUUAAUUUAAUCGGUAAAAUUUAUACAAGUACUUUCGUCAUACUCGAUAAUUGUAUGUGGCAAAACGUAUCUAUCUAUAAUCUACGUAGAAGAAUAAUGUUAAGGGCCGAGGCAAUGGCUAUCACUAUUGCCAUGCUCUCUAAAAAUCAAUCAGUGGAUUAUCACUGAAAACAGCGAAUCAUCACUGAUAUACAGUUAUAAGCAGAGUUGGGAAAAUUACUUUAUAAAAGUAUCUAGUUACAGUUACAGGUUUUUUUCGCUAAACACGUAUAUCCGAAAA
This is a messenger RNA of Vollenhovia emeryi, 5999 nucleotides long. It is a transcript of the gene stumps, whose product is annotated as phosphoinositide 3-kinase adapter protein 1. NCBI's taxonomy places the organism in Eukaryota, Metazoa, Arthropoda, Insecta, Hymenoptera, Formicidae. The transcript has 19 exons. Bases 1058 to 5047 code for a protein of 1329 amino acids. The record is from RefSeq and is a predicted model, not a curated record. Gene Ontology annotation, cellular component: cytosol. Gene Ontology annotation, molecular function: transmembrane receptor protein tyrosine kinase adaptor activity; fibroblast growth factor receptor binding.